Messenger RNA from Monodelphis domestica (gray short-tailed opossum), 2556 nucleotides. Lineage: Eukaryota; Metazoa; Chordata; Mammalia; Didelphimorphia; Didelphidae. The record is from RefSeq and is a predicted model, not a curated record.
GAUAGUGUCCUAGCCUCUUAGGAGAGAGAUCAAGGGAGGAGGUUAUAGUAAAGAAAUGGGGGUGGGCAGGAACUAGGAAACUAGGCCACAAGUACUUUUUUCCCUUUCCUCAUGCCUCAACUUUUCCAUCUGUGAAAUGGGAGGCUGAAGUGAAAGGAUAGAUGACUAAAUGGCACAAAUAGAAGCCCAACUUUCCAUCUAGAUCUAUUUCUUUUCUUGGGACUCUUGCCUGUGGUAGACUAAUUUAUAAAGUGAAUCUUUUCUGUGUGGGUAAGACAUAGGGACAUCUUCAUCUUUGGGAAAAGCCCUCUUCCUUUUCAUCAUCUGCCCAUAUUCUCCUCCCAGAAACUUAGCUCUGGAAUCAAAAUUCGAAGGAAAUUUUACAUCCUGUCCUCCUGGGAAUGGUUACAGAGAGCUCUGCAGAAGAAUGCUAGGGCUAGGGUGGAUCAUGGCAGUGAUAACAACAGUCUUGGCCUUGGUUCUGGCCCUCCUCUCAGGGUUAACAGCGUCUCAGGGGCACAAAGAUUUCUGGAAAUACUUCAUCCAGAGUGGUCAGGAGAAGGGCCAGAUACAACAGAUGGAACAGCAGAAGCUCAGCAAGGAGUUUCCAUCAUCAGCAUCGAUGACAGUGAGAAGAAAGAAAAAGGGCAAUCUCAAAGGGUUUUGGAACCUGAAAGCCAACAUUGAACAAGACCUCAGUAAUAUGGACAGUUUCUUGGAGAAGCUAGGGCCCUUGGCAGGUCAGAGAGACCCUCUGCCUUUUUUGGAUUCAAAAGAGCUGCAGGACCAACUACACAAGGAGCUGGAAGAGGUGAGGACCAGGCUGGCCCCUUACACCCAGGAGGUCCAUCAGCAUGUGGGUUGGAAUCUAGAGGAGUUGAGAAGACAGCUCAAACCCUAUACAGUGGAGCUGAUGGAACGAUUAGCUGUAGGUGUCCAGCAGCUGCAAGAACAGUUGAGGAUGGUUGGAGAGGAUACCAAGAACCAAUUGCUAGGGGGUAUGAAUGAGGCCCGGGGUCUGCUUCAGGAAUUUCAGGACCAAGUGGCUCAUCAUACAGGGAGGGUAAAAGAACUGUUCCACCCCUAUGCUGAGAAGCUGGUAACAGGAAUUGGACAGCACGUUCAGGAACUGCACCGCAAUGUAGCCCCACAUGCUGCCACUAGCCCAGUUCGCCUCAGCCGUUAUAUCCAAGAUCUGUCAAAUAAACUGACCCUUAAAGCCCAGGCCCUGCACACCCAUAUCCAGCAUAAUCUGGACCAGCUACAAGAUGAACUCAGUGCUUAUGCUGGGGCCAGGGAGGACAAGGAUAUGGUAGGAACAGGGGAAAAUUCUGGGCUUGACUCAGAGGUGCUGACAAAGGAGAUACAACUGAGGCUGGAGGCCUUUCGUCUGGAUACCUUCCAGGAGAUUGCUGAUUUCACUAGAGCCAUUGACCUUGAAACAGAGGAGUUGCAGCAGCAGCUGGCUCCACCUCCCAAUGCCUUCUCUCCAGAGCUGCUUGGGGGUAAUGGGGACAGGAAGGUCCUGAGAGACCUAAGAUCUCGACUUGAUGCUCUUUGGGAAGACAUUCAUUAUAAUCUCCAAGAUCAGGGGCCUGGACUGUCUGUUGCUCCCUGAAAACCUUUCUCAGGUCCCAAGACCAAAGGUGGCUGACUAAACAAGACUCAUAUAUAUCCCAAAGUGUGAGACUGUGGCCUCAGCCUAGCAGGUUGCCCUCAGUCAUGAGACCAACAUCCUUUCAUUGGUUUUCUUGUCCAGAUAUAUUUUAAUUGCCAGGCUUUGCAAAUCCAUGUUUCCCAUCUUCCCACUUAUGAAUCAAGAAUGAUGUUUCAGUCAAGGAAGCAGAGUCACAAAGGCCACUUUGAAAUUUUCUGCCUAGCUGCAAGCCAACUUGCUAAGCCUCUGGUUGAUGAACUGCUUAAGUGGGAUCAUCUUGGAUCAGGGUGCUUGCUUCUAGCCAGCCAGCUUCUAGCCACUACCAGUCCAUGGGGCUGAUUUAAUGUCUCUUUUUUUUUAAUCCUUACUUUCCAUCUUAGAAUCAAUAUUGUGUAUUGGUUCCAAGGCAGAAGAACAGUAAGGGCUAAAUAGUGGGGGUUAAAUGAUUUUCCCAGGAAAUGUCUGAGAUCAGGUUCGAACCCAGGACCUUCCAUCUCUAGGUCUGGUUCCCAAUCCACUGAGUCAUGUAACUGCCCCCUAACUUGAUGUCUUUAAUGAAAAUUGAUGUUAUAGGGAGAAGAGUAUGGGUAUGUGUGUGUCUGUGUCCUGCUGGGCUAGAAGCUGAUCAGCAGGGUUCUUGUUUCUGAACAUAAAAGUGGGGUGUGUGUGUGUGUGUGUGUGUGUGUCCCUUGCUGGGCUAGAAGCUGAUCAGCAGGGUUCUUGUUCUGUACAUAAAAAGUGCCCUGGAUAUUUCAAAGACAUCUGAAGCUGGACUUCUGUUCUGUCACUGAGCCUGUAUACCCUAUUCAGGUUCCAAAGCAAGGAAAUAUAUUCUUAUGAUGUAAGCUUGUUUUUUUUUAUGCUGUGAGUUUUGUUAAUAUAUAAAUACAUUGAAAUUA